CACGUUGACUGGGACUGUUUCCAGCUGGCACGGAUAGACAACCGAUUCAAGGCCACAAUGAGUGAAGGCCUGGAGAGUGAUGGCCUAAAGAGAGACCAGCAGGCACUUGUUCCAGUUCAGGACCAUGUUUUGCCAUUUGCAGAUGCUCCCAGUAUAGUGCGUGCACAUCAAAAGGAUUCGUAUUUUGAAUCCGUACUCCGUGAUAAAGUUCAAGGGGCUGUACAAGUUCUGACAGGUCAGAGAUUCAUCCAUACACAUCCUGACGAGAUCACAGUGGCUGCAAAGGCGCUAUACGUUGGAUUGACAACAGUUCUUGGGUCAAGGACCCUAGGAGAGGAGUACACGGAUUUGAUGUAUGUGACCAGGGAUGGUAAAAGGAUUCCCAAGUUGUUGAGAAGAUUGGGAUUUUUGGCGUCGUAUUCAAUCAUUCCCUAUGUGAUUACCAGAAUUUUAAGAAGGCUAUUGCCGGUUGAUGAGGGAGAAGGUGCCUCCAGCAAGAAGAAUUGGUUCCAAUCUUUAAGCUAUUCAAAGAUUUUAGAUACUCUUUUGAAUGUUCAUUUGGCUUUGUUCUACUUCAACGGCGCAUACUAUGACCUAGCUAAGCGUAUAUUUGGGUUGCGCUACGCUUUUGGUCAUAGAGUUGAUAAAGAAGAGCAACUUUCAAGAGGUGGGUAUGAACUCCUUGGAGGAUUGAUCUUCACACAAAUUGCUUUCAAAGCAAUAAAGCACUUCUCAGAAUCUUUCCAGAAUGAUCGUACCAGAAAGUCAAACACUGAAGUAUCAGAUAAUAUCACCGGGGUACCACCAUCUGUUCCCUCAAAUGACAUUGAUCUUUCAAACCCAAAGUUGUUGAAGUUCAUACCUGAUUUCUCAAGAAACUGUAUGCUAUGUCUGAGUCCAAUGACAAAUCCAAGCUGUGCCCCAUGUGGUCACUUAUUCUGUUGGAAUUGUAUAUCUGAUUGGAGUAGAGACCAUCCAGAAUGCCCUCUCUGCAGACAGGCACUGACAGAACAGAGCAUAUUACCCCUACGAUAAUACCUUUUCUAUGGCAAAAAGACACGGAUGUACGUAUAUAUAUAUAACUUAUCUAAAAUCACCUAACUUAUCUACCACCCAUUGUAAAUAACACCUGUGCCUUUUUCUUCUUGCCUUUUCCCUUGGUUGGUAGUGCAUUAUCCAAAGAAUCCAAGUUGAAUCCAUUACUACUGUUACCACUGCUGUUAACAACGUUGCCCCAUAAGUCUCUUGCAGGUUGGGCUUUGAUUGACGUUCCCCAAAUAGUGGUUUCAGUUCUGACUUGUGACUUAUUGGCAGGAUUCCUUGCCUC
Molecule: messenger RNA, 1327 nt
Organism: Williopsis jadinii
Lineage: Eukaryota; Fungi; Ascomycota; Saccharomycetes; Phaffomycetales; Wickerhamomycetaceae
Gene: PEX10
Product: ubiquitin-protein ligase peroxin 10
Exons: 2
Coding region: 58-1035 (325 amino acids)
Biological process (GO): protein import into peroxisome matrix
Cellular component (GO): peroxisomal membrane
Molecular function (GO): zinc ion binding
Source: RefSeq, a predicted model, not a curated record